Messenger RNA from Seminavis robusta, 606 nucleotides. NCBI's taxonomy places the organism in Eukaryota, Bacillariophyta, Bacillariophyceae, Naviculales, Naviculaceae. The record is from the annotation of a GenBank genome assembly.
AUGAUGCAGGAUUUCCGGCAUGAGUACAAGGUUGAGAACCGAUACAAACAAGGAUCUCAGAUGAUGGAAUGGGUUUUCAAACUGUUCCCAGAGCAUUUAUUGUUCUUUGGGUUCAGUGAGCAAGAUGGGACCUACAUCUUUGUGCAUGACUUCAGCAAGUUUGAACCAAAGAAGUUUACUAGACCCAAAAUGGAAGAGGAUUGGUUGACUUUCAUGUACUACUCCCAUAUUCUCUUCUUUCCAGAUUUUGAAUCCAUUCGCAAAGGGAUCAUUUGUGCUUGUGAAUGUGAGCAGAUGGAUUUGAGAAAAGAUGUCAACAAACUUUUUGGCAGAUUCUUUUCAGAGUUUCUGACCCACUACCCGUUUGACGGGGAAUGCAGGUUCUUUAACACUGGAGCCAUGGUCAACAUCUUUGCUUCCAUUCUAAGGAAAAUCCUGCCUCAGAAUCUGCGAAAUAAGUUUACAGUCGGGUACAAAAUGGAAUGCCAUCUUUCAGAAACAUUUCUUGUUCCCAAUGUGGAAGCAGCCAAUGCAAGGAUGCUUGGCAGAAUGAAGGAGAGCUUAGGGCUACGGUACAAGCAUGAGGCAGCCUUUACGUUAUGCUAA